Molecule: messenger RNA, 965 nt
Organism: Arabidopsis arenosa
Lineage: Eukaryota; Viridiplantae; Streptophyta; Magnoliopsida; Brassicales; Brassicaceae
Source: the annotation of a GenBank genome assembly
CUCAUCUCACAACUAAAUAUUCAGUAGAAAGAGUGAAACAUGGCUAAUCACAAAAAUCUCUUCUUUCUAUGUUUCUUAAUAGGUUUAGGGUUAUGUUCUGCAAGACGGGCACUUCUCUCCUCAUCUGAAUCCGAGGCUGAAGUCGCUGCCUAUGGAGUGAAAAGUGGUUUAAGUGUUGGGGUUGGUAUUGGUGGUGGUGUUGGUGUUGGUGGUGGCGGCGGAGAAGGUGGCGGUGCUGGCUACGGUGGAGCUGGUGUUAUUGGCGGAGGUGGAGGUGGUGGACAUGGUGGUGGUGCUGGAGGAGGAGGCGGCGGUGGUCCUGGAGGAGGAUCUGGUUACGGAGGUGGAAGCGGUGAAGGUGGUGGAGCUGGUGGGCAUGGUGAGGGACAUAUUGGUGGAGGCGGAGGUGGUGGACAUGGUGGUGGUGCUGGCGGAGGAGGUGGUGGUGGUCCUGGAGGAGGCUACGGAGGUGGAAGCGGUGAAGGUGGUGGAGCUGGAUACGGAGGCGGAGAAACUGGUGGGCAUGGUGGAGGUGGAGGAAGCGGAGCAGGCGGCGGUGGAGGAGGUGGCGGUGCACAUGGUGGAGGGUACGGUGGUGGACAAGGUGGUGGUGCUGGAGGAGGAUAUGGAGGUGGAGGUGCAGGUGCCGGUGGACAUGGAGGUGGUGGAGGCGGUGGAAAUGGUGGUGGUGGAGGAGGAGGUUCUGGCGAAGGAGGAGCUCAUGGUGGUGGUUACGGAGCAGGAGGUGGAGCUGGAGAGGGAUACGGUGGUGGUGCAGGAGCUGGAGGACAUGGUGGAGGAGGAGGAGGUGGUGGUGGUGCCGGAGGUGGUGGAGGAGGUGGUGGAGGUUAUGCUGCUGCUUCAGGAUAUGGUCACGGUGGCGGUGCUGGUGGCGGAGAAGGAAGCGGUGGCUAUGUACCCUGAAAAAUAUCUCUAUGGAGCAUAACGGCCAUUGAGUGAAGUGU